Plasmodium gallinaceum is the source of this 1086-nucleotide messenger RNA. RefSeq names its product radical SAM protein, putative. Lineage: Eukaryota; Apicomplexa; Aconoidasida; Haemosporida; Plasmodiidae. The record is from RefSeq and is a predicted model, not a curated record. The transcript has 5 exons. Gene Ontology annotation, biological process: tRNA methylation; rRNA base methylation. The coding region runs from base 1 to 1086 and encodes 361 amino acids. Gene Ontology annotation, molecular function: iron-sulfur cluster binding; RNA methyltransferase activity.
AUGGAAAAGUCUAAAAGAUAUAUUAAUUUAGUAAAAAUAAUUGAAAAAAAUAAGUUCGAAAAGUAUAGGCUUAAACAAAUUUUAGAUAAUAUAUAUAAGGCAAAAAUUGUUAAUAUAAAUAAAAUGAAAAAUAUUCCAACUAGCUUAAGAAGAGAAUUAAAAAAUAUAUUCAAUGAAAAUAUUUUAAGUUUAAAACCAUUAAAAGAAUAUAAAUAUGAUAGAGCGUAUAAAGUGUUAUUUGAGUGUAAAGAUAAAGAAAAAAUUGAGACUACAUCUUUAGAUUUUGGUUCUCAUAAAUCAUUAUGUAUAUCUAGUCAAAUAGGAUGUUCUUUUGCUUGUAAAUUUUGUGCAACUGGGCAAAUUGGAAUAAAGAGACAACUAGAAUUAGAUGAAAUAACAGAUCAGCUCUUAUAUUUUCAGUCUAAAAAUGUUAAUAUAAAAAAUGUUUCUUUUAUGGGUAUGGGAGAGCCAUUAGCUAAUCCACAUGUUUUUGAUUCAAUUCAUUUCUUUAACCAUUCUGAUUUUUUUUCUUUAUCAAAUAGAAGAAUAAAUAUUUCUACCGUUGGAUUACUACCUGGUAUUAAAAAAUUAAAUGAAUUUUUUCCUCAAGUAAAUUUGUCUUUUUCCUUACAUUCUCCUUUUUCGGAAGAAAGAGACAGAUUAGUUCCAAUUAACAGAAUGUUUCCAUUUCAUGAAGUUUUAGAUUUGUUAGAUGAUAGAAUAGCAAAAACGGGAAGACGUGUAUGGAUAAGUUAUAUUUUAAUUAAAGACAUAAAUGAUUCAAAAGAUCAUGCCGAAGCACUAUGUGAACAUAUAUGUAAAAGACCAAAUAAUAUUAGAUAUUUAUAUAAUGUUUGCUUAAUUCCUUAUAAUAAAGCAAAAAAUGUAGAUGAAAAUUUCCAAAGAUUAAAUGAAGAAAACAGAAUUUUACAAUUUGAAAAAAUAUUAAGAAAACAUGGAAUAUCAUUUUUUUACAGAAAUUCUUUUGGUCAUUCUAUAGAUGCUGCCUGUGGACAAUUAUAUGCAGAUUAUGAACCAAAAAUAAAUAAAGAAAAAAUUGGAACUAGAAAUAUUCCAUUAUUAUAA